Molecule: messenger RNA, 426 nt
Organism: Ichthyophthirius multifiliis
Lineage: Eukaryota; Ciliophora; Oligohymenophorea; Hymenostomatida
Exons: 1
Source: RefSeq, a predicted model, not a curated record
AUGUAGGAAUCCCGGAAGUUUAUAAUUAUUAUAAAGCAUUAAAUGUCCCAAGUUAUCAUUGUUUUACAGAUCCAGAUGGCGAAUCUUUAUUUAUGGAAGGAGAUUAUGAUGCCGAAAGGUAUUCAAAGUUAAAUAUUUAUAUAAAAAAAUGUAAUACAGAAAGAUAAGGUAAAUGCAAAACAAAUGACGAAAUAGAAUAAAAGCUUUAAUUUUCAUUUUUUUCUGCUUUUUUUCCUGAUAAAGUAAUUGAUCCAACAAAUCUUGAUAAUCCUUUUUAAAUAAAAGGUAAAGACAUAUUUACUAUCAUAUCAACAAAAUAGAGCAAAUACAUAAAUCUUUAUUUCACCAACUCCUAUGUAUAGACUGAUACAGGGCCUUUUUAUGAAAUUUUAGAUAUUAAAAGAAAUUUUGUAUUUGCGUAAAUGA